Messenger RNA from Sporisorium graminicola, 486 nucleotides. RefSeq lists its product as uncharacterized. The record is from RefSeq and is a predicted model, not a curated record. Bases 1 to 486 code for a protein of 161 amino acids. Gene Ontology annotation, molecular function: peptidyl-prolyl cis-trans isomerase activity. NCBI's taxonomy places the organism in Eukaryota, Fungi, Basidiomycota, Ustilaginomycetes, Ustilaginales, Ustilaginaceae. Gene Ontology annotation, biological process: protein peptidyl-prolyl isomerization. The transcript is spliced from 2 exons. Gene Ontology annotation, cellular component: catalytic step 2 spliceosome.
AUGUCGAUACCAGGCAAGGAGAGCGGUGCGGUAGUGCUCGAUACCUCCAUGGGCCGCAUCGUCUUGGAGCUAUACUGGAAGCACGCACCGAGGACCUGCGCCAAUUUUUACCAGCUCGCAAAGCAAGGCUUCUACGAUGGCAUCAUCUUUCACCGUGUCAUCGGCGACUUUAUGAUUCAGUCGGGCGAUCCCACGGGUACAGGCUCGGGCGGCACCUCGAUCUACGGUGGCACAUUCGAGGACGAGCUGCACCCUGAGCUCCGCUUUGUCGGGGCGGGCAUCCUGGCUUCGGCCAAUGCUGGACCCAACACGAACCGUAGCCAGUUCUUCAUCACACUAGCACCGACACCGUUCCUGGAUGGAAAGCACACCAUCUUUGGUCGGGUCAGCAAUGGCAUCCAGGCAGUGCGCGAAAUCGGAGCCGCCGAGACCAAGGACGACAGACCUCGCGAAGAGAUCAAGAUUGUAAGAGCGACAGUCGUCUGA